Mycena citricolor is the source of this 2222-nucleotide messenger RNA. Lineage: Eukaryota; Fungi; Basidiomycota; Agaricomycetes; Agaricales; Mycenaceae. The record is from the annotation of a GenBank genome assembly.
GCCAGGUUGACUCGUGUGUGUUCACCGGUUGUGUGUGAACAACCAUCUACCUCCCAGCCAGUUUUUCCAAGGUCUCUAUGCCUCCAAGAAAGAAAGCUGCUGCUGCUGCUGAUGGGGAUGCCCCUGCUCCCACGCGGUCGAGCACACGCACCAGGAACGCCGCCGCCGCUGUAGCGGCCCCAGCGCCCAAGCCUGCCUCCAAGCCCAAAUCCAAACGCGCACGAGAGGCGUCAGAUGAGGAUGAGGAGGACGAGGAGGAUCCACCUGCGCCUCCCAAAAAGCCGGUCAGCAAGCGGGCCAAGAAGGUGUCUCAAGACGACGACAACGACGACGAUGAGGACGAGGACAGCGCUCCAGCCAAAAAGCCCGUGAGCAAAAAGCCUGCGAGCAAGAAACUGGCCAGCAAGAAGCCCGCGAGCAAGAAAGCUGCUGCCAAGGCUGCUGACGACGACGAGGACGUCGAUAUGGAUCCGCCUGCGAAGAUGGUCACCGUCGUGAAGCGCGGUCGAGCCCCUGUUGACCCCAAGUCGGGCAAAGUCAACACACAUCAGGUCUAUGCGGAUGAGACCGUCUGGGAUGCCAUGUUGAAUCAAACGAACGUCGGGGCCAACAACAACAAGUUCUACGUCCUCCAGCUCUUGCAUCCGAUCGGAAAUGCGUCCCAGGCGAUGCUUUACACGCGCUGGGGACGUGUUGGUAUAGACGGAUCGACUCAGAUCAAGGGACCGUGGCCUGUGGCUACCGCGAUCAACGAGUUCAAGAAACAGUUCAAAGCGAAGGCGGGUGUGGACUGGGAAGACCGUGUGGGCAUGGUCACCAAGAAGGGCAAAUACACUUGGCUCGAGCGCGACUACGGCGAUGAAGAUGAAGAGGAAGGUGAUUCGUCGGGCAAGAAGAAAGGAAAAGGAAAAGAUAAAAAGGAGAAGGGUCCGCCGCCUGCAUCGACGCUCAAGACUGAAGUCCUGGAUCUGUGCAACAUUAUAUUCUCCACUGCGAUCAUCGACGCGACUCUUUCGUCUAUGAACUACGACGCUAACAAGCUGCCACUCGGAAAGCUUGCGAAAGCUACCAUCCUGAAAGGUUUUGCAGCUCUCAAGACUCUGUCUGAAGUCAUCCAGACGCCGAACGGCCAGGUUGCUCAGGCUCAUGGUGGAUUUUCUGCCGCAUGUGAUACCCUCAGUGGCGCCUACUAUUCGAUUAUUCCCCAUGACUUCGGUAUGAGACGUCCAGUGUCGAUCAACACUAAGGCUUUACUCGAAAAGGAGUUGGAAUUAGUGGAUGCCCUUGGUGACAUGGAAAUCGCUUCCAAGCUGAUGGAAUCCAACGACGACGAAGACGAGGAAGGAAAUGCCAUUCACCCUAUGGACGCGAACUUCCGCUCGCUGGGUUUGACCGCCAUGGAUCCCGUCGAUCGCACCAGCACCGAGUUCACGAACUUGGAGAAAUACAUGCGAGACACCCACGGCCAAACGCACGGCCAUAUCAAAGCCAGUGUCAUCCAUGCGUUCAGGGUCGAGCGCGCCGGGGAGUCGGACCACUUCGUGCAGGCCGGUCACGAUCAGUUGCCGGAUGGCGAGCGGCUGCUGCUGUGGCACGGCAGUCGAAGCACUAAUUUCGGUGGAAUCCUUUCGCAGGGACUGCGUAUUGCGCCGCCGGAAGCACCGGUCACGGGAUAUAUGUUCGGCAAAGGCGUGUAUUUUGCGGAUAUGAUGUCUAAAUCCGCUGGAUACUGCUGCUCAUACUUGAGCAACGGCGUUGGCCUCAUGCUGCUAGCUGAAGUCGCCGCCAAGCCAUUCUACGAGCGCACGACUGCUGUAUGCCAUUGGAAUCUCCCUUCCUCUUGUCCUGUACUAAGUGUAUUCAAGGAAUAUGACGCCGACAAAGGCUGCAAGAAGGCCAAAAAGCUUGCAACAAAAGGCCUGGGAUCAACUCAGCCCGGAGACUGGAAGGACGCCGGAGAGGCGCUCGACAACGACGCGCUCCGAGGCGUCCACAUGCCGGAGGGCAAGCCCGUGGACUCGCCGAUAGCUGGGGGCCACCUGCUGUACAACGAGUACAUCGUGUACGACACCGCCCAGAUCCGGCUCAAGUAUCUGCUCAUGGUGCAGAUGUAGUUGUUCUUCACUUUGGUUAGAGGCGAAUUCGCCCACUUUGCUUGUUAAAACGUCUUUUGUGUCUGUACUUACGGCUCUGUCAAUUUGUGUGCACUUGCGCCUUGUUCC